CCGAGACAGACGACAGGAUGCAGAGCAGAACAGAGCAGAGCAGAGCGUCCAGCGGGAUUCGUUGCUCGGGAUCCGGCCGACCGCGGCAGGCUGGCGGUGGCGGAGGCCAUGCGCGGCUGCCUGCCGGAGGCCAUUGAAAUAGGCCAGAGAGAGUGAGAGAGGGACUGGUAGUGAAAUCAGAGAGCGAGCGAGCAAGCCUCCACGCCAGCUCGACCGUGCCAGAGUCCCCGCCGACGACCCCCAGCCGACGCCCUCAAGCCCGCUUAACCCGGGUCCGACCUCUCUCGGUACCUGCUUUCUGGCGUUUCCGAUGACUUACUCCGUUCUUUUUUUCCGUUCUAGUAGUGAUAGCUAUGGAUUUAGCAGUACUUGCAGCUCAUGGGCAGCAUGCGGGUCAUCCACUAGUUAGAUUUGAUGGAAUGACUCUUCUUGACGGUCUAGAAGAUAAGUUCAGCUGAAGAGGGGUUUUGGGGGGGAGAGGAGAGAGAGAGAAAGGAUGCCUCUGUAUGACUGCGCUUUUGCCGAAGCCCCGUGUGGAGAAGGAAGCUUUGAUGGAGUUGGUGGCUCGGAUAGGAAGAGACGUCUAUAUGAAAAACGGGGCCCUUACUUAGAUAAAAUCAUUAAGGACGGUCCAAUUGGGUUAUGGGAUCUAGAAGCUUGAUGGGAGAUUCUAUCGGGUGAUUCUUUCUGUUGAAGUUCGAGCCCUUUUGCUUGUUCGUUCUGCCUGUGUCUCUCUCUCUGUCUCUCUCACUUUCCAUCGACAGAUGAUGUAAGAGAAUAUGACAGAAGAUGCCGCAGAAAUGCUGGAUCUAUUAGGUUUCACGACUGGAAUGCUUAACGCGACCUUGUAUUUGGCUGGCUCUUUGCCUUAUGUUCGAAGUAGCAAGCUGCAGGAGAAAUUGAUUAUGUUGGCACAUAUGUCAGAGCAAAAUUAUCCUAGCUUAUUUGAGAAAAUCUCAUAAUGUGAUAACGUCUUCGGCUGGCUUUUUGCCUUAUGUUAGAAGUGAAAGCCAUAGGAGACAGUAAUUAUACUGGCAGAUAUGUUGGAACAAAUAUUAACUAGCUUAUGACGAUGUUCCAUACUAAAUUUGAGUUGUAGUUUUGCACUGAUGCUGUUACCAUCCUAGCUUAUUCCCGUUAAUACUUACUAUGGUCUCUUUUGAAUCUAAGUUGAUCGACGGCUACUGUAGCAAUUGAUGGAAGAUUUUAUUUUGCAAUGUUGGUCCGGCAGGAAAAUCACACUGGAGUUCACUCUACUGUUGACUUACUUUCGAACUGGCUAUUCAUUUUCAACUUUUCAUUCACUCUGGUUUUGCUUUCAAUCGAAUAACUUCGGUGAUUGACCGCCGAAGAACUCAUUGGAAACCUGAUUCGACGGCUGGUUUUUAUAAGUUUAAUCCGAUUUUAAUAUUGAUUUGUCUUGGCAGUAUAAGUUCAAUACUAUUUUACAAUACUAAAGGAAAGUCGAGUGACCAAAAUGAAAUUUAUUUAAAAUUGAGUGAGUUGCAAUGCAAAAUUAUCUACAAUGAAAGUCUAAUAAAGACACAUGCCUUCCGUGUCAAUAUUACAAUGAUACUAAGUCAAAUUUCUAAUGAGAUUUUGAACGGCUGGUCAACGGAGUGACCUUGCGGAUAACGAAACCAAAGUUAAGUGAUCCAUGUGCUGAAUUUGAAAGUUGAGUGAUCUAUUUGAAAGUUAAGUCAAAUGAUGUCUAGUGUAAUUUACCCUUGUUCUGGCUCUAAUCUGUACUGUUUGGAUGGGCUCUCUAUCUGCUAAUCUUCCUGAUGAAGCAGUGAGAUGAUAUUUGGUUGGUGGCACUUCUACCUUGUGAAGGAAACAGGAUUGCAGGGUCAGAUGAUGCAGUUGACCAUGAUGGCUAUGCCAAUGAUGAACAAAGAGCUGCAUUACUUGAAUAGGGAAGAUGGGUUAUUGCGCUGGCUUCUUGUGAUGCAUCGAGACACAAACUAUGGGCUGGAAUUUCUUACUGAAGAAGAUGAGAAGCGUGAACGGAGCAGAUUUCCUCGUAGUUCUCUAUUUGAUGAUGAGGAUGCAGAUAAAGAUGUAGAUGAUGAUGAGGAUGAUGACGACGAUGACGAAUAUGAGGUGGACCGAGAGAAAAGGAAAGAAGAAUAAAGAGCAAAUUGUCAUGCCUAAGGUUGUGAAUUUUGUUGAUUUGAUGGGUAUUCAGCUCUUGCUUCAGUGUUAACAGAUGCUUAUACUCGUGUUUAGUAUCUAUCAAAUGCAAAAUGUGAUUCAUUUUUUGUGAUUCUGCCAUCUACCUCUUGAAAUUGGC
This is a messenger RNA of Eucalyptus grandis, 2293 nucleotides long. Its product is annotated as protein FAM50A-like. The transcript has 2 exons. The record is from RefSeq and is a predicted model, not a curated record. The coding region runs from base 1798 to 2133 and encodes 111 amino acids. NCBI's taxonomy places the organism in Eukaryota, Viridiplantae, Streptophyta, Magnoliopsida, Myrtales, Myrtaceae.